Messenger RNA from Conger conger (European conger), 9690 nucleotides. RefSeq names its product collagen alpha-6(VI) chain-like. The record is from RefSeq and is a predicted model, not a curated record. The transcript is spliced from 42 exons. The coding region runs from base 27 to 8345 and encodes 2772 amino acids. Gene Ontology annotation, biological process: extracellular matrix organization. Gene Ontology annotation, molecular function: serine-type endopeptidase inhibitor activity; extracellular matrix structural constituent conferring tensile strength. NCBI's taxonomy places the organism in Eukaryota, Metazoa, Chordata, Actinopteri, Anguilliformes, Congridae.
GCAUAACAAAAGUUUCUGCUGGCACCAUGGGGGCGACACGGGUGCUUGUGGCGGCUCUCAUCUUGGUGUCUUGUUUUUUCAGUGGCUCCGCCCAGAAAAAAGUGUGCACUCAGGAGGCAGUGGCUGACAUUGUGUUCAUGGUGGACGGGUCCUGGAGCAUUGGCACAGAGAACUUCCAGCAGGUCCGUGCCUUCCUGGUCUCAUUGGUGGACAGCUUUGAUGUGGGCCCAGACCAGGUUCGGAUAGGUAUGGUCCAAUACAGCACCAACGCUGUCACCGAGUUCCUUCUGAAUACCUACAGAGACAAGCAGGAGAUUCUGCAGAAAAUCCAGAGCCUGCCCUACAGGGGUGGUGGCACCAAGACUGGACUAGGCCUAGAGUUCAUGCUUGGCCAGCACUUCGUAGAGAAGGCUGGUAGCCGGGCCAGUGAGGGGGUCCCACAGAUCGCAGUGGUCAUCACGGAUGGACAAUCCCAAGACAAUGUUAAGCAGCACGCAGAGAUGGUGAAGAGGCGUGGCAUCACACUAUAUGCUAUUGGCAUCAAAGAUGCUGUGCUGGAGGAGCUGCAAGAGAUUGCUAGUGACCCAGAUGGCAAGCAUGUCUACAGCGUGUCAGACUUUGCAGCUCUACAAGGCAUCUCCCAAAGUGUUAUCCAGGUUCUCUGCACCACAGUGGAAGAAGCCAAGCGUCAGAUUGCCCAGGUGUCCCAGGAGUGUAGAAAGGCCACCAUGGCAGACAUUGUGUUUCUUGUGGAUGGUUCCUCAAGCAUUGGUCUUGAUAAUUUCCAAGAAAUUAGGAAUUUUCUGCAUGCCUUUGUCGAUGGCCUUGAUAUAGGCAACCAUAAGGUGCGCAUAGGACUGGCCCAGUUCAGUAAUGUUCCUUAUCAGGAGUUUCUCUUGGGAGAGCACAUGGAUAAAAAGGCUCUCCUGGAGCAGAUAGACAACCUGGCAUACAGGACAGGGGGCACCCAAACUGGAAAGGCCCUCCAAUUCCUCCAGUCUACCUACUUCACUGAGGCUGGGGGUAGCCGGGCCAGUGAGAAUGUCCCACAGAUCACUGUGGUGAUCACAGAUGGCAGCUCCACUGAUGAAGUUGAGGUUCCUGCUCGGGAGCUCAGGAAGCAUGGUGUCAUCAUCUUCGCCAUUGGUAUUGGGGAUGCUGAUAAAGAAGAACUCCAGCAGAUCGCCAACAGCCCACACAAGCACUUCGUUAUCAGCAUUGACAGCUACCAGGCACUACAGAAGUUGACUGAGAGUUUUCUGCAGACUGUGUGCACCUCUGUGGGAACACAGAUACAAGCUCCAAGAUUUGCUGAUGUGGUCAUCCUGGUGGACAGCACAGCUGACAUAGGAAGGGUGAAAAACCUCCUGAACCGAUUGGUCAGCCAGUUGAAUGUUGGCAGUGAGGCACACCGGAUUGGCCUGGCACAGUUUGGCUCUGACACUCAGGUGGAGUUCCUGCUGAACACGUAUCAAACCAAGGACGAGGUCCAGCUUCAUUUAAGAAACAAGUUCCGACUGCGGCCUGGGAGGGAUCGUCAGUUAGGGAAGGCCCUGGAGCAUGCUCGCGUCACUUUCUUCAACACAGCUGCUGGCAGCCGGAUUGCUGAAGGCUUUCAGCAGUUCCUGGUGGUGAUCACCGCUGGGCAGUCAGAGGACAGUGUGAUGAGGGCUGCAAGAACCAUCAAGACUGAGGGGGUGAAUGUCAUCUCCAUUGGACUGCCUAAAACCAACAGACAGGAGCUGGAGCUCAUUGCCACAUCACCCUAUGUGUUCCAGACUCCAUCACAGAGCAUUGCAGUGAUACCCCAGGAAGUAAAGGGUAUCAUUGAAUCUAAGCAAGCCCACUAUGGACUCGCAACAGGGCCUUCAGAUUGUAGGUCAGCCAAAAUGGCUGACAUUGUUUUCAUUGUUGACCAGUCCGGCAGCAUGCAGGCAAAACACUUCCAGCUGGUUCGGCAGUUCAUCUACCGCAUUGUAGAUGGCCUUGAUGUUAGCUCCAAGAAAGUGAGGGUGGGUAUCGUCCUGUACAGCGAUGCUGCAAAAGCUGUCGUUUACCUAAACAGCAUUAAAGAGAAGGAUGAUAUUCUGCAGUUCAUUAAAAUGCUGCCAUACCAAGAGGGUAGCACUAAGACUGGCGCUGCCUUGAACUUUACCCGUGAAUACAUGUUCAGCAAGAGUACAGGGAGUCGGAAGAGCCAGGGGGUGCAGCAGCUGGCCGUCCUCAUCACGAACAGCAAGUCCCAGGAUGAUGUCAGCAUUGCCUCGGUGGCCCUGCGCCGCACAGGGGUUACUGUAUAUGCUGUCGGGGUGAAGGAUGCUGACCCUAACGAACUGAGGCAGAUCGCCUCCCACCCUGCUAGGAAGUACGUCUUCAAGGCUGACAGCCUUGCUAAACUGGAGAAAAGCCUUCAGAAGCUUCUGUGUUACAACAUCAUCCGAGCAGUCUUUGCUGUUCCUGUCAGAAGUUUCAAUAUAAAAACAGGCUGUGUUUUGACGGCAGUAGCAGACUUUUACUUCUUGAUCGACCACUCUGGGAGCAUCUAUCCAAAUGACUUCAAAGACAUGAAAAAGUUCAUCAACGAGUUUCUGUACAUGUUCAAAAUUGGGCCGGACUAUGUCCGGGUUGGAGUGGUGAAAUUUGCAGAUGACCCCACACUUGAAUUCCGUCUGACAGAGCACACCACUAGCAGUUCCCUGGAGACCGCUGUGGACAAUGUCCGCCAGGUGGGUGGGGGGACAGAGAUUGGGAAAGCACUGACCUUCAUGGCCCCACUGUUCAAAGAAGCCUCCGAGAGCCGGGGCGAGAAGGUGCCAGAGUUUCUCAUCAUCAUCACUGAUGGGAAAUCCUCUGACCCGGUCGAGCAGCCAGCAAAAAAGCUGCGUGAUCAGGGUGUUACCAUCUAUGCCAUUGGGGUGAAGCGUGCUGAUGAGGAUGAGCUGCUGCAGAUUGCUGGUUCUCCAGAGAAGAAGUUCUUUGUCAAUGACUUUGAUGCUCUUAAACCCAUCAAAGAUGAAAUUGCUACAGACAUCUGCUCUGAAGAGGUUUGCAAGGAUAUGGAAGCAGAUGUCCUCUUCUUGAUUGAUGGUUCAAGUAGUAUUGGUGCUGCUGAUUUCAUGCAGAUGAAGCAGUUCAUAAUGUCUAUUGUGGACAAGUCUGAAGUAGGUCUUGGCAAGCUCCAUGUCGGUGUCUUGCAGUUUAGCAUAAAACAGCAAGAAGAAUUCCCCCUUAACAAGUUCUAUGACAAAGGGAGCAUUAAACAGGCUAUCACUUCCAUUCAGCAGUUGGAUGGAGGGACUCUCACAGGAGCUGGGCUGUCCUUUGCCUCAAAGUACUUUGACUCACCCAAGGGAGGGCGUUUAAAUGUUAGGCAAUUCUUGAUUGUGAUCACUGAUGGUGAGGCCCAAGAUGAAGUGGCCAAGCCAGCUGAAGAGCUGAGAAACAAAGGUGUGAUAAUCUAUUCAAUUGGAGUGCUAAACGCCAACAGCUCCCAAUUGCUGGAGAUCAGCGGGGCCCAGGAAAGGGUCUUCACUGAGAGAGACUUUGACGCUCUCCAGCAUUUAGAAAAACUAAUUCUCUUUAAACUCUGCCACCCAGAGGCUGACUGCAAGAAGACAGAGGUUGCAGACAUGAUCUUUCUAGUGGAUGGUUCCAGCAGCAUCAAACCGGAGGAGUUCAAGAGCAUGAAAAAAUUCAUGACAUCAAUGGUCAACAACACAAAUGUUGGGGAAAGUCGUACCAGGUUUGGAACUAUCUUGUACUCGGACACACCCAAAAGCAGUUUUACUUUGAACGAGUACUACACCAAAAGAGAAGUUCGAACAGCUAUUGCCAACCUGGAGCCACCAGGCGGUAGCACAUACACGGCCCUGGGCUUGCAGUACUCACUAGCCUUCUUUGACCCACAACACGGUGGUCGUGGUGCUGAGAAAAUUCCUCAGAUCCUGAUGGUGAUCACAGAUGGGGAGGCCACAGAUGCAGUGGCUCUUCCAGUGUGGUCCAGGGCAGUGAGGGAGAAGGGCAUCAAGAUUUACGGUGUUGGAGUGGGGGGCGCUGACAAGAAGGAACUGGAAGUCAUGACGGGGGAUCCAAAGAAAGUCUUCUACGUGGACAGCUAUCAAGCCUUGGAAGCGCUCUACAAAAACCUCUCUAAUGUGCUGUGUGUUGAAACAAAACCAGUGUGUGGAAAGGAGAAGGCGGAUCUGGUUAUACUUAUGGAUGGAUCCACCAGCAUUGGGGAAGUUGAAUUUAAGAUGAUGAAGAAGUUUGUGUCAGAUCUGGCGGGCAGUUUCCGAGUAAGCCAGGAAAAUGUGAGGAUAGGGAUGGCCCAGUUCAGCACGGACCCCCAUAUUCAUUUUUAUCUUAACCAGUACGACAAUAUAACUGAUGUCAAGGACAAUAUCCUGGCCAUAGACCAAAUUGGAGGGGGCACGUUCAUCGGCAAAGCUCUGUACUUUAUCCAGCAGUUCUUUCAGGCUUCCACUGGCAGCCGGAUUGCCCAAAAAGUUUCUCAGAACCUGGUUCUAAUCACUGAUGGGGAGUCCCUGGACGAUGUGGAGCAUGCAGCUGAGGUAUUGAGGUCCAUGAACAUAAACGUGUUUGUCAUUGGUGUGGGUCGGAUCCACGCUUUUGAGCUGCUGCAAAUUGCAGGAUUCCAUGACAGGUUUUUCACUGCCCACGACUUUGCUGGUUUGGAGAAGAUCAAGGAGAAUGUGGUGGAUACAAUAUGCCGUCCACAAAGUGACCGCCCAGAAGUCUGCUCUGUGGACAUUGGAAUUGGAUUUGACAUGUCCCGGAGGGCCCGAGCUGAUCUACUCUUCAGUGGUCAGCAGAAGUUGAAGGCAUACUUUUCUGACAUCGUCCGAUAUGCAUCCUCCCUGGAUGAACUCUGCUGCACUGAAGGCAAAAGCAUGAAGCCCAACAUUGGCUUCCUGGUGGUUGGGGAAGAUGGGAGCGUCAUUAACGAUUAUGAGUUUGAGUUGUAUAAUGAGCAGGUGGUCCAGAAGGUGAUGGCCCUGCAGACCUCCGAGGCUACCUUCUUUAAUGUGCAGUUGCUGCAGGCCUUCUCUAAAAAGUUCCAGGAACAAUCCCGCGCUGGUGUGAAGAUCCUGAUCAUAUUCACAGAUGGAUUUGAUGACAACAUUGAGGAGCUAGAGGCAGAAUCAGACCGCCUCAGAAGAGAAGGAAUCCAAGCAUUGCUGUUAGUUGGUUUGGAGGGAGUCCGGAACCCCAGCGAUCUUCAGAUGGUUGAAUUUGGAAGAGGUUUCGGCUAUAAGCAACCCCUGUCCAUCGGCAUCCAGAAUGUAGCCAGCGUCAUGUUAAAGCAAAUCGACACUGUAGUAGGACGAGAGUGCUGUGGGGUGAUGUGUAAGUGUUCCGGUCAGGAGGGGGCCCGUGGUCCAAGGGGGUCGCCAGGAAGAAAGGGCUUGCCAGGUCCAAAGGGUCACCCUGGAUUCCCAGGAGCGGAAGGAGGGGUUGGGGAGAGAGGUCCACCAGGAUUGAACGGAACACAAGGGUUACAGGGCUGUGCUGGGGAUAGAGGAAUCAAGGGAUCAAGAGGCUACCGGGGCAACAGAGGAGAAGAUGGAGAUCAUGGACUGGAUGGGGUCUAUGGAGAGCAGGGUGUGACUGGAUUGCCAGGUGCCCCAGGAGAGAGAGGAAGUCCAGGCAGCCCAGGCCGCAGCGGCAUCCGAGGGGAACAUGGGGACAGAGGUCAGCCUGGUCUGAGAGGGGACCCUGGGAGGCCCGGUGAGGAUAACACUGCUCCUGGUCCAAACGGUGAAAAUGGAAACCCAGGAAUACAGGGAGAUGCAGGAGAUGAUGGCCCUCCUGGAGAAAAUGGUAUUCCGGGACAUAGAGGUCUUCAGGGUAGAAGAGGUCCGCCUGGAGAUCAGGGGGAGAAGGGAGAGCCAGGAGAGCUGGGGCUUCCAGGGAGCCCCGGACCCACUGGUCCACAGGGUGUGAGAGGACCCAGGGGUCAAGCUGGACCAUCUGGGACAGUUGGUCUUCCUGGGCCACAGGGGACACCCGGUCCAAACGGUCACAAGGGAUUGCCUGGAAGCCGUGGGUUCAAAGGACAGAAGGGCCAGCCAGGAGAUGUUGGAGGGAAAGGAGCAGUCGGACCCCUGGGACCAAGAGGAAUGCCGGGCCUUGAUGGCAGAGAUGGUUAUGGUUUGCCUGGACCCAAAGGAUUGAAGGGAGAGCCAGGCUUCCCAGGUUACCCUGGACUGCAGGGAGAGGAUGGAUUCCCAGGGGAAAAUGGAGGUCAGGGUCCCAAAGGAAACCAUGGCAGAAGGGGGGACUCAGGCAGGCCAGGUCAACCAGGAGAUCCUGGAGCUUCAGGAACUCCUGGACACCCGGGGCCCAGAGGAUCAGCUGGAACAAGAACAAUGUCUGCCUGUCAACUGGUAAAUUAUGUCAGGGACAACUGUGUUUGCUCCCUUGGUCGGACAGAAUGCCCAGUUUAUCCGACCGAGCUGGUGAUUGCCCUGGACAUGUCUCAGGAUGUGACUCCACAGAUCUUUGAAAGAAUGCGCAAGGUGGUGGAGACUCUGCUAGAGAAGGUGUCCAUUGCUGAGAGCAACUGUCCCACUGGGGCCCGUGUGACCAUCCUGUCUUAUAGCUCCAACACCAAGUACCUUAUCCGCUUCUCUGAUUACCACCGCAAGCAUCACCUACUAGAGGCAGUGAAAAACAUCCCCCUGGAGAGGACCUCUAACCGCAGAAACAUUGGGGCAGCCAUGAGGUUUGUGGCCCGCAACGUGUUCAAGCGAGUCCGCCAAGGGGUGCUAAUGAGGAAGGUAGCAGUCUUCAUCACCAAUGGGCCGUCCCAGGACAUGAUUCCAAUCACCACGGCAGUGCUUGAGUUCAAGGCCCUCGACAUCACCCCCGCAGUCCUUGCUUUCAGAAACCCUCCCAACGUCCGCCGUGCUUUUGAGGCUGAUGAAACCAGGAGCUUUUUGCUCACGGUCAUGGGGAGACCAGAGGAUCAGAUGUCUGACCUGAGGCAGGUCCAGCAAUGUGUCAUCUGCUAUGACCCUUGCAGCCCUGCUGAGGCCUGCAGGGGCAUCAAUCUGGUACCGGUGCCUCUGGAGUUGGACAUAGACCUGGCAUUGGUGGUGGAUAGCUCACGCAACAUGCAGUCGGACCAGUAUGAGGGCAUGAGGCAGCUUCUGGGCUCUGUGUUGGAACAGAUCGUGAUUAGCACUCAGCCUGAUGGGCCCAACAACCAAGCAAGGGUAGCUCUGGUGCAGCACAGCACAUCCAGCUACCCCCCCAGGGAAGGCCAGGUGCCAGUAAAGGUGGAGUUUGACCUCUUGGGCUACAAGGACCGCAACAAAAUGAAAACACAUGUCUUCCAGUCUAUGCAACAGAUCGGGGGAGCCUCAGGGUUAGGCCACGCCAUAGAGUGGACCAUACAGAACAUCAUGCUCAAGGCUGGCAAUCCUCGCAAAACCAAAAUGGUCCUGGCCAUCGUUGGAGGGGAGACCAGCUCCUGGGACAGAGUGAAACUGGACACCAUUGCCCUGCAAGCAAAGUGUCAGGGUGUGGUGGUUUUCAUCCUCACUAUAGGUGAUGAAUUCAAUGAUGCACAAGUAGAGGAGCUUGCAAGCUUCCCUUUGGAGCAGCACAUAGUACACCUGGGUCACAUCAAGCAGGGUGAACAAGAGUAUGCUCAAAGAUUCCUCAGAGGCUUCCUGCACAUGUUGAAAAGAGGAAUAAAUACAUAUCCCUCAGCCACCCUUCAAAGGCAAUGUGAGAAUAUAAAGAUUCUGAAUGGCCAGGGGGAAGCACUGGAAGGCCAGACCAUUGACAGGUUCAUCCCGUUACCAAGCAUUCCUGUGCCAGAGGUAAUUGAAGAGGUGGAGUACAUCGAUCCAACAGAAGAGGAGGAAUUUGAAAACCUGCCAAGCCCAGGACGCGGUGAUGACAAUGGGUUCUCCACGCGCAUCGCCCAGUGUGACUUGGACAUGGACCCUGGUACCUACUGUGGGGAAUAUGUGCAAAGAUGGUACUUUAAUAAAGCAGUCAGUGCAUGCUCACUCUUCUGGUAUGGCGGUUGUGGCGGUAACAGCAACAAGUUUAACACAGAAGACAAGUGUUUCCACACAUGUGGCGCUUACAUUCCAGCUGUACUCCAAAGGACUGAAGAUAUGGGAAAACUUCAUAAAGUUCUAUGUUCCCUAAGGCAGGAUGAGGGGAGCUGUCAAAACUAUACCCUCAAAUGGUACUUUGACAUGGAACAGAAAGAGUGCUCCCGGUUCUGGUACGGUGGGUGUGGUGGGAACGACAAUAGGUUUGAGACUCAAGAGGUGUGUGAGGCGCUCUGUCUGACAGUACGAUAAGGAAGACCCAGAAUCCAGUUCACUUUAGCCAAUUAAAUCACACCCCCAGUCGAGUUCAUGUUUACUGGUGGAAUCAGAAAAUCUGGUAUUUCCUGUAUCGAUCAUUAUGAUAAAGCCACAGUACUGUUGAAAGAGACUGUUAAUGGGUAAAGUGGGAUGUAUUGCUGAUGUAUUGUAUUACUGUAGUGGUUUUAUUUUCUUGAAGCACCUGCCAGCCCACGACCAAAACUCUCUUUUGCAUACAGUAUAUUAUUCUGACCUCUUAAAAUCCCUUUCGAUACAAAUACAAAGAACCAAUAUUUCUGUAAGAACUACAAGACUAUGUUUUGAUUACAAUCAAUGCUGUAAUACUGCCAGCUGAGACAUUGUAUAUAGAAAAGGUGUUUUAGUCUGCAAAGAUAGAAUUAAAAAAACUGAAGGAAUUUAAUGUUAUGUAAUACAUAUUUUAUAGCCAUAUGAACAUCUUACAUAGAUAGUUAUUGUUCAUACAUAAUUGUGUAACUUGAUUUGAUGUAGAGAUGAUUAGUGUAGAAUCUCCCCCCCCAAAACAACAAGCUAUACAGAGACAGCAAUACAGAAAUAUGUUCAUACACAACAAUUCUCUUCAUAGCCUGUCACGCUACCUGAAUAGAAAAGUGCACUGCUCCAGUAGUUAUCUGUACAUUGAUUGUUGAAAACUUGAUGGAAUAUGAGAAACAAAUUGCCUGUUGCAACCUACUGUUGGUUAUCUGUUUUUCAUGAAUGUAAAUAGCCUGUUAAUUUUUCUGGUUUUCGGGACAUUGUCUGGCAUCAGGGAUAUAUAUUUAUAAAAGGAUAACCAUUUGAAUAAUGAACAAUUGCCAUUUACUGUUUAACCUUUAAGUUUAAGUUUCUUACUAUUGACAAUUUUAAUCUUCAUCUUUGGUGUUAAAAUUGGAGAGAAAAAAAUAAGUAUGUGAAAUAUAAUGUGAAUCAGUUUGUGAACAGUAAUAACCACAUUCAACUGUAUCAAAUAGUUCAUGUUUCUGAUGCCUUGGUAAUUCAGGUAAUGUGUUUGCACAAAUGUUUUAUUGUGAUCCCAUACUCACCAUAAAGUAUGAGUGAAUAUAUUCCUGUGAGUUCCUGUCAUGUAAUGUCACUCAUUCAAUCAUGUACAAAUGAUCUUUCUUGCUUAGUAUUCAGAAAUGUAACCAUCAGCUAUGAGCUUUCUGUUAUUAAAUAAAUCACAGGUGAAGUAUAUAUGGAAACAGGAUUCUUUAAUCUCAGAAGCCUAAAGGAAAGCCCUCAUCUUGUGGAUUUUAGUAGUUUCAGUCAUAAAUGCAUUCAUUGCUUGCACAAUAAACCCCAAUAAAACUUACAGGCCUAA